Neolamprologus brichardi is the source of this 2783-nucleotide messenger RNA. NCBI's taxonomy places the organism in Eukaryota, Metazoa, Chordata, Actinopteri, Cichliformes, Cichlidae. The record is from RefSeq and is a predicted model, not a curated record.
UCCAAACCAGAUGGAGGCUGGGCGACGCGCUGUACACUGGCUUCUGCUGCUUAACAACACAGGGAGGACAACACACACACAUACUGUAGAGCAGUGGACUGUGGGCUCCGUCGUAACGCUGGGCGCUGCUAUGCUAAGUAGAUAUCAUUGCUGGUAAGAUAAAGUCUAUCAUGAGUUGAGGCUUAGUGUCUCUAACCUGGCUCCGAGCCAUACGUUAGCCGAAUGAAGUUUGACAGGCUAACGUCGGGUUUAGCUCCCUUUAAGGAGCUAGCAGUGUUGGCUACAAGUGCCGCCUGCCUCUAGCUGCCAGCUCGAGAGAACCGCUAGCUGCUCGAAGCUGAUAGUUAAAUAUUGUGACCAGCCGGUUAACACGCUAGCUGUCAAGCCUGGGAUGGUCAAGCGUUAUCUUGCUCAGUAACGUGUACGUCUGAGGGCAUCCCUUUGCUCUAUUUGGUAAGCGAGCUGACCGCAGAGAAAUGGCUUUCAUUUGUUAAUUGGCCGUUUAAGCCAGCAAUGCGUACUUCAUUGUAUUUGAACACCGUUAGCUCGCCGGCGUCGGAUUACUGCACCCUGUGGCACAGCGGUGCCCUGGCCAGAGGCGUCACACAUCGCGUUUCGCAUAAUGAGUGAUCAGUAUGUCAAGGUUCAAGUCGAGCAAAUGAAAUCAUUUGGUGAAGAUGCAGAGAAGGAGGGAGUGGAUACAGAAGAGCAGGUGCCGGGCUCCUCUCCUUCUGCCUCUGUCUCACCAGAUCAUCCCACCGGCACAGAUGCAUCCAGCACCUCUCUUCCCUGCAAACAAACAGGUAAAAGUCGCAGUAAGCCGGGCAGAGAGGACAAGAGACACACUUCUGAUGUGGCAUCGCAAGGCUCUGUAGUUUCCUCUGAGAAAAACUUAAACAGACUGGGGUAUGAGCGGACGCUUCAAGUCAAGGGAACUGGAAAGAUACUGCAGCGGAAGUCAGAGCCCAAUGGCAACUAUGUCACCAUCCACACAUCCAAAAACAUGGAAGAGAUGCGCAGAGAGGAGGGAUUCAAGCUUGCAAAGAAGAGGAGACCUGUGACGGUAGACACUUCAAAAGCCAAAACCUCUCUGGAGGCACUGAAGAUAAGCAUCAAGCAGCUAAAGUGGAAAGAGUUUCCUUUAGGAAGGCGAACAGCCUGUGAUAUCUACUGGCACGGCGUUUCCUUUCAUGACAAUGAAAAUAUCGUCUCAGGGCAGGUCAACAAGUUCCCAGGAAUGAUCGAAAUGCUGCGAAAGAUCAACCUCAGCAGAGCAGUUCGGACUAUGCAGGAGUUGUUCCCAGAAGAAUACGACUUCUAUCCCCGUUCCUGGAUCCUGCCUGAGGAGUACCAACAGUUUACCACACAGAUUCACAUGGUGAAAGAGAAGGAUGCUACAGUGAAUCCCACUUUCAUUGUCAAACCAGAUGGGGGCUCUCAGGGGGACGGUAUCUACCUCAUCCGUGACCCUAGUGACCUCAAGCUCAUGACGGGUUCGCAGGCCAAACAGGGCGUAGUCCAGGAGUACAUCCAAAAGCCGUUACUUAUUGACAAACUUAAGUUCGACAUCCGGCUCUACGUGCUUAUAAAGUCCUUGGAGCCGUUGGAGAUCUACAUUGCCAAAGAGGGACUGACACGUUUUUGCACCGAGCUGUAUCAGGAGCCAAGUCAGAAGAAUCUUAGCCACGUCUUCAUGCACCUGACAAACUACUCGCUCAACGUCCACAGCGGCAACUUCGUGCACUCAGACAGCCAGAGCACCGGCAGCAAGCGUACUCUCUCCAGCGUGCUGUACAGAUUAGCAGCUAAAGGUGUCGACAUCAAGAGGGUGUGGUCGGACAUCAUCGCCCUUGUCAUCAAGACUGUCAUCGCCGUGGUGCCUGAACUUAGAGUCUACUACCAGGCUGACAUACCACCUGGCAAACCAGGACCCACGUGCUUCCAAAUAUUAGGCUUUGACAUCUUGCUCAUGAAGAACCUAAAGCCCGUACUGUUAGAAGUCAACUCCAACCCUAGUAUGAGAAUCGAGCAUGAGCAGGAGGUGGCACCCGGAGUUUUUGAAUAUGUUCCCAGUCCGGUGGAUGAAGAGGUCAAAGUGGGCGUGAUCAGGGACACCCUGCGUCUAAUGGAUCCAGGCCACAAGAAACCCACAGUUCCCCAACAGAGGGUCGGUGGGUUUGAACAAGGAGAAGAGAUUCCCAUGGAAGAAGAAACACAAGAGAAGAGCCAAGAUGAAACGGGAACUUUGCCUUCGCUGUGUCUGAAGCAGGUCUACCCAAAGUACUCCAAGCAGUUCAACUACCUGCGGCUAGUGGAGCGAAUCGCAGCUCUCUUCAUACGCUUCCUUGGUGUGAAGGGCAACAUGCGCCUUGGCCCCACUGCCUUUCGGACCUUCAUCAGGACUUGUAAACUGAGUGGCAGCAACUUCACAAUGGCUUCAGUGGACAUCCUCUACAUAGACAUCACACGCCGCUGGUCAGGCGCGACGCCCGACUCCAGAGAAGCAGGUAACGCCAUACUCACAAACACAUAAUAAAUUAUCACAAAGGGAAAAAAUAUGUGGAGGACAGAGAGCACGGGCGUCCUCGAGACUCGGCGCAAAUACUGUGCUUGGAGAUAAUUGCUUGUCAUUCUUUGUCAGAUUUCCUCUGACACUGUAAUUGAAAUGAGCAAAGAUCACAUUGUGACAAUGGAGAAGACUACCCGACAUGAAUUAUUCAGACGUUGCACCUUCCGAGGAAUGUUUGCGAGGCGGAGCGGAUGGAUGGAGAUCACAUGGACGA